Molecule: messenger RNA, 1380 nt
Organism: Fusarium keratoplasticum
Lineage: Eukaryota; Fungi; Ascomycota; Sordariomycetes; Hypocreales; Nectriaceae
Product: 26S protease regulatory subunit 6A
Exons: 4
Coding region: 1-1380 (459 amino acids)
Biological process (GO): proteasome-mediated ubiquitin-dependent protein catabolic process
Cellular component (GO): proteasome regulatory particle, base subcomplex
Molecular function (GO): proteasome-activating activity; ATP hydrolysis activity; ATP binding
Source: RefSeq, a predicted model, not a curated record
AUGUCGACUCUCGAGGAGCUGGACGAUUUUGAUCACAGAGAGAAGGAGGAGGACAAGAGAGAUGGUGGCGACAAGAACCAGAAGAAGCCUAGCGAUGGCGAUGCGGACAUGAAGGAUGCCGAAGAGGAGCAAGAUGAUAUCCUUGACGACGAGAUUCUUGGACUCAGCACACAAGACAUCCUAACCCGCAAACGGUUGCUCGAGAACGACUCUCGCAUUAUGAGGAGCGAGUAUUCCCGAUUAUCACACGAGAAGGCCGCCAUGGCGGAGAAGAUCAAGGAAAACGUCGACAAGAUUGCCAACAACAGGCAACUCCCCUACCUGGUUGGCAACGUCGUGGAGCUACUUGAUCUUGACCCAACUGCUGAGUCGUCUGAGGAGGGCGCCAACAUUGACCUGGACGCUACCCGAGUCGGAAAGUCGGCCGUCAUCAAAACAUCUACCCGCCAAACAAUCUUUCUCCCCCUGAUCGGUCUCGUCGAUGCGGAUAAGUUGAAGCCUGGUGAUCUUAUUGGAGUCAACAAGGACUCAUACCUCAUUCUGGACACCCUCCCCGCCGAGUACGACAGCCGCGUCAAGGCCAUGGAGGUGGAUGAAAAGCCCACAGAACAGUACACCGAUGUUGGUGGACUGGACAAGCAGAUUGAGGAGCUUGUGGAAGCUAUCGUUUGGCCUAUGAAGGAGGCUGAGCGAUUCAAGAAGAUUGGCAUCAAGGCCCCUAAAGGUGCACUGAUGUAUGGCCCCCCCGGUACCGGAAAGACCCUCCUCGCCCGAGCUUGUGCAGCACAGACCGAUGCUACAUUCCUGAAGCUGGCAGGACCUCAACUGGUCCAGAUGUUCAUUGGAGAUGGCGCCAAGCUCGUUCGAGACUGCUUCGCCCUGGCCAAGGAGAAGGCUCCCGCAAUCAUCUUCAUCGACGAGUUGGACGCCGUCGGCACCAAGCGAUUCGACAGUGAGAAGAGUGGUGAUCGUGAGGUGCAACGAACCAUGCUGGAGUUGCUGAACCAGCUUGAUGGUUUUGCAUCCGAUGACCGGAUCAAGGUCCUCGCCGCCACGAACCGUGUCGAUGUGCUCGACCCUGCGCUGCUCCGUUCUGGUCGAUUGGAUCGCAAGAUUGAGUUCCCCUUGCCGAACGAGGAAGCACGUGCCCAGAUCUUGAAGAUUCACUCCCGCAAGAUGAAGGUCGACCCGGGUGUGAACUGGGGCGAACUUGCGCGAAGCACGGACGAGUUCGGCGGUGCUAUGCUGAAGGCUGUGUGUGUGGAGGCCGGCAUGAUCGCCCUGCGGUCAGGCAAGAAUAAGAUUGGACACGAGCAUUAUGUUGAUGCCAUCGCCGAAGUCCAGGCCAAGAAGAAGGACACAGUCAACUUCUACGCUUAA